AUGAGCCCCCGCCGCCCCUGGCCCUCCGCGCCCCCCGGGCCGCUCGCCGCGCUGCGCCUGGGCACCCGGAGCGAGGGCGACCUGUGCGAGGCGCCCGACGGCCGCGCCGGCGUCUGCCGCGUCAUCCGCGACUGCCCCGCCAUGCUGGCGCUGCUCGAGGGCAGGCCGUCGCAGGAGAACAUCAUCGUGCUGAACCGCGCGCGGUGCGGCUUCCAAGGCAGCGUGCCGGUGGUGUGCUGCGCGGGGAGCCAGAGCACCGCCAGGCCGCCCACUCCGCGGCCCGGGGGCGGGGGCGGAGGCGGGGGCGGCUCGUCCCCCGUCUCGGACGACGUGGACAGCGUGGCGCGCGACGUGAGCAACCACCCCAACCUGCGGAUGCUGCCGCAGGAGGUAUGCGGGCCCGUCGGCACCGACCGCAUCACUGGAGGCACCGUCGCCGACAUCUACGCCUACCCGUGGAUCGCCCGCCUGGGCUACAAGUCCAGCACACGACCCAACAACCCGGUGUCAUACCGCUGUGGUGGUUCUUUGAUCAGCUCUCGUUACGUGCUGACUGCGGCGCACUGCGUGGUGAUGCGUAAAGAAUCACCCCUCCGACUCACCACCGUCAAGUUGGGCGAACACACAACUGACACGCCCGUGGACUGCAAGGAGAGCGGGUCGUGCCUGCCGCCGCCGGUGGACGUGGAGGUGGAGCAGAUCGUGGUGCACCCGGGCUACGACGCCGCGCGCCAGCCGCCCACCAUGCACCACGACCUGGCUCUGCUCCGCCUGGCGCGGCCCGUCGACUUCGCGCGCGAGGAGUUCGUGCGGCCCGUGUGCCUGCCCGUGGGCGCCGACAACCAGCGCAUGCGCCUCGACGGCGAGGCGCUCGUCGUGGCCGGCUGGGGCACCACGGAGACCGGCGAGGGCAGCAAGGCGCUGCUCAACGUCUUCGUGCCCGCCGUGCCCAUCGACAGGUGCAGGGACGCCUACAGGAAGGCGCUGGUGGCCGGGAGCCAAGGACGGGUGCAGUUCGGCGUGGUGUCCUUACGGCCCCGCAACUGCGGCAGGAGGCGCCGGGCGUCUACACGCGCGUCGGCCACUACAUGCAGUGAUGCGCCCCUGAGCCGCCCGGCCCCGUUUCCGUCCAACGCCGCGGGCGCGACGGACGCCGUGCGGUGCCUCCUUGGGCCCCGUUGGACUGGUUUCUCUGAGAGGAAACUCAACGCAGCCUGUUGGCUUGUUUUCAUUUUGAGUGAUACCUGCCUGUGUACCUGCUUCUUUGCCAUUCCUGUGACGUGCAAUGAGAUCGACGACGUUGGUUUUGCUAGCGACAUACUGAUGAAAAAUCACACCACGCAAAAGCGAAACCCUCCUGACGUCCCAAUGUUCCGCGUCAGCAGUCUUCACCGAACCCGGUCUUCCUCCCCGGGCAAUUGGCCUCCAGGUCGACCUCACCUCGCCUCUGGCGCGGUGCCCGCCGCCGCCGCCGCCGCCAGCGGCCGGUUCUCCGUGGAACGCGCGCGCGGCGGCCGGCCAGUCGCCUGGCAGCUCCCCGGCCGAUCGGUCGCCGCCCCGCCCCGCCUGCACCACCCCGCCACUCCACGCUGCGCCUGGCUGCCAGCAAACCUCCGGACAUGCUUUUUGCGCGAUGAAUCAGCGAUAGUACAGAGCCUAGCCCUUCUUGCCAUUCUACUGAGGGAGGCCUGCAAGGUGAACGUGUGGCUGCGAAGUUGUCCAGUCACGCGGAAAAUGAGGCGGAGCAGCGAAAGCGCGCAACCCGGCGCGCGUCUGAGCUACAACUGCGCGGGCACGCUGAUCGCGGAGCGCUACGUGCUGACGGCGGCGCACUGCGUCGUCCGCCGCACGUCGCAGGUGGUGUCGGUGCGGCUGGGCGAGUACAACACCGCCACGCCCAUCGACUGCAAGGAGCUCCAGUUCCAGCCGCAGCGCCAGGCCUGCCUGCCGCCGCCCAUCGACGUGGACGUGCAGCACAUCGUCACGCACCCGGACUAUAACCGCGCCACCAGCUACCACGACAUCGCGCUGCUGCAGCUGGCGUGGCCGGUGGACUUCGUGCGGGAGGAGUUCGUGCGGCCCGUGUGCCUGCCCGCGGCCGCCGACCUGCAGAACUUUGCGCUGGACGGGAAGAAGCUGGUGGCGGCCGGCUGGGGCACCGCGGACUUGGAGACUGGCCAGGGGAGCGAGGUGCUGCUCGACGUGGUGGUCCCCGCCGUGGGCCUGCAGCAGUGCCAGGAAGCCUACAGGAGGGGGCGCGACUCGUGCACGGGGGACAGCGGGGGCCCGCUGAUGCGCGAGGCGCUGGUGGCCGGGGAGGCCAAGACGGUGCAGUUCGGCGUGGUGUCCUUCGGGCCCCGCAGCUGCGGCACGGCGGGCGUGCCGGGCGUCUACACGCGCGUCGGCCACUACAUGCAGUGGAUCCUCGACACCAUGCGCCCUUGA
Messenger RNA from Gryllus bimaculatus (two-spotted cricket), 2445 nucleotides. Lineage: Eukaryota; Metazoa; Arthropoda; Insecta; Orthoptera; Gryllidae. The record is from the annotation of a GenBank genome assembly.